Molecule: messenger RNA, 769 nt
Organism: Polistes canadensis
Lineage: Eukaryota; Metazoa; Arthropoda; Insecta; Hymenoptera; Vespidae
Product: protein PBDC1
Exons: 4
Coding region: 138-638 (166 amino acids)
Cellular component (GO): cytoplasm
Source: RefSeq, a predicted model, not a curated record
UUCAUUUAACACGUGUAUUGUUCGUGGUGAUAGGCAUAUUUGGUUUAUAACUUCAACGAAGGUUAUAUUAUAGGUCGUGUAAAAAAUAAAUUGUAUAUUAAUUUACUGUUCAUUAAUUUAUAUAUAAACUUGUCGUUAUGACACAAUUUGGAAACGUGACAGCUGAUCAAAUGUUAGCUGGCUCUAGUGUACUUUCUAGAUCCGCAGAAGAAUUUGAAAAUGAUCAAUCAGUGGAAGCAAUGUGGACAAUGAAAGCAAUAGAACACGCAGAAGUUUAUUUCAAUAUUUUAUGUUCUGUUGAUCCUAAACUUCUGAGACUUACACCUCACGAUGAUCAAAUUUAUAAAACAUUUCGAGAAACAUUUCCAAAUCUUAAGGUAGAUAAAAUAAUUGAGGAUGAUUUUAAAUCAGAAGAAGAAAAGCAAAAGUGGCGUCCCUUCUGUGAACAAUUCAAAGGUACAGUAGAGGAUUAUAAUUUUGGAACAUUGUUAAGAGCAGAUUGUGAAGGAGAAUAUUCAGAGAAAAACAGUAUAUUAACAUCAAGAAUUCAAUUCUACGCAAUUGAAUUAGCAAGAAAUAGAGAAGGUCUCAAUGAUGGUAUACGAAGCAAAUACAAAAGAACAAACCACAAUAUUUAGCUUAUAAUAAUUAUAAUAUUCUUAUGUUGAAUUUUUACAUUACAAUGAAAUUAAAAAAAGUAUAUAAUUUUUAUACAUUUAUCAUUAUUAAAUUCUACAUUUAAAUAAAACGUUACUCAUUUAUCAAAAUU